GUUCACCCUUGCAGCAACAUCGUCGUCAUCGUGGGACGCAGCCUUCCGGAGAAGUAGGUGGUUUACUCGAGGAUGGACUCUUCAAGAGCUACUUGCGCCUCGCAGCGUAGAAUUUUUCUCUUGCGAUGGUCAAUAUCUGGGUGAGAGGUCCGAACUAAGGCAAUUGAUUCACGAAAUCACGGGCGUACCUAUUCCUGCGCUUGCCGGGUUGUCGUUAGACACCUUUGAAGUUGGAGAGAGGCUGUCUUGGUCAAAGCAGCGCCGUACUACGCGCAGCGAGGACAAAGCAUAUUCACUUCUGGGUAUAUUCGGUAUCUACAUGCCUUUGCUGUACGGCGAGGGACAGGAGAAUGCCUUCAAGCGGCUCCGGAAGGGCAUUGAAGAGUCAAUUCGAGAUGAGAAGUUAUCUCAUCCCUCUACUUCGGUGCAUCAUGCUUUCACAGACCAAGAACUUGAGUGCUUACGGUCACUCUCUUUCCUCGAGCAAGAGCAUAGGCACAACGAUAUAUUUCACUGCUAGGGAAACCUGUGACUGGCUCUUCAAUGAUGCCCAGUACAAAGCAUGGAGAGAUAGUCCGAGAGGCCUCUUCUGGAUCAAGGGCAACCCCGGUGCUGGAAAGUCUGUCCUGAUGAAAUAUGCCUUCAAACGCAUGCAGACCGCAGCGCCUAAUGACCUAGUCAUCGCGUUCUUUGUCCAUGGCCAGGGAACGGAGCUGCAACAUACGCCAUUGGGCAUUUUCCGGUCUCUAUUAAACUCGCUGCUGUGCAGCUAUCCAAUGCACCUUGCUGAACUCACUACUAUCUUCGAAGAUCGUGAGAGAAGGUUUGGGGGUUACCUAGCUAACAGAUGGGUCUGGAGCUGUCAGGAACUUCAAGAUACGCUGACGAGAACUCUCACAAGCAGUACUGGCCACACGCCAGUCACAAUAUUCAUAGACGCACUAGAUGAGUGCGGCGAAGAGUCAGCCAGAAGCUUGCUGGCUUAUUUCAGUGAACUCUCGCAAAAAAUUGAGGAGCAGCAGACACAUGUAAGGUUCUGUUUGUCUUCUCGUCAUUAUCCAGUCCUUGGUCUUGAUACGGCUGCAGCAAUCUCUGUGGAAGACAGGAAUCGCAACGAUAUCCAAUACUACGUUCGACAACGCCUGAAAUCAAUUCAAUCAAAGUCGAAACGCCGACAAAUUGAGGAUGAGAUUCUCAUGAAAGCCCAAGGCGGAUUUCAAUGGGCAUUUUUGGUCACCGAAACGAUAAUCAACAGAAAUAUCUCAGGGACCAAAGUCGAGCAUCUCCAGAAAGAGCUAACGUCCUGCCCACUGACCCUCAGCGAAUUGUAUGCUACGAUACUAGAUGCUGGUUCUCACGAUGAGAGACUCCAAACAGCCAAGCUAUUUCGCUGGGUCUUGUUUUCUGAGCGGCCUCUGUCUGUACAGGAGCUUCGUGAGGCCCUCGCAACCGAUCAACAUACGAGCUACACUUCUAUCGCUGGGCUUAGACUCCGCGAAAGCUGGUCUGAUACUCUGACGGACUUCGAGCGACACGUGAAGCACGUUUCCAAGGGUCUUAUUAAGUUUCAUAGUCGCGAAGUUUGGGAACAAUAUGAGCAAGGUGGAGAGGAUUCCGAUCGCGAAGCGCAACUCAUCCACCAAUCUGUGGCGGAGUUCUUACUGGACAAAUAUCUGUUCGACGCUCAACAGAAUCAGAUAGGCGCAGGCCACGUCCUAAUAUCGACGUCGUGUUUCCAGUACCUGACCCUGCCCGAAGUGCUGGAAGGUUCCGGUCUACCAAGAGGCACCUUGUGUUCCAACUUCCCUCUCGUCCCAUACGCAGUACGGUAUCUGUUCGAACAUAUACACAAGGCGGAUCAAGCAGGUAUUAUUCAGCCAGACCCACUUUCAACACUCGACCGGACACGUCUAUCUGAGACGAUACGAAGUCUCGUCACGCUAUGGUCAAUCUUCGAUUCUAACAGCAACAACAACAACAACAUCCCUAUAGGCUGGCCGUUUGCAGGAUCGUCAAAGACUCAUGUUUGGGUUGCUCUGGGCUUGAAAAACACAAUUGCUGCGUCCCUGACCAACGACCAAACCGCUCUGCAUGCUGGAGAUGCUGAUGGGAACACACCCUUACAUAUCGCUGUAUUGUCAGGGCAUUAUGAUAUAGCUGUACUUCUGCUCGAUCACCUCUCGAGAUAUAGGAAGGGCCGCAAAAAGCAUCGCGACAGUAAAGAGUCUGUCCCAAAACAAGCUCGCAAGAAACACCAGGGAAAGCGGGUCAACAAAGUCCGAUUCCCGAAGCCGAAGUCAUCUCCAAAAGUAGGCAUUAACGUAGGAAAUGCGGAUGGUGAAACAGCCCUAGACCUUGCGCUGAUCGCAAAAGCCGGUACGGUGAUCUCCAAACUCAUCGAUGCAGGUGUUGACAUCCGGGGCCGAGAACGGUCAUUACUGAUUCACGCAAUCGAUAGCAAUGACACAACACUUAUUGCAAGCCUAGUCGCAAGACGUGUCAGUCUCAAAGGAAGCGUAUACUACGCAGUGAAGACAAAGUCAUCAGAGCAUGUUCUUCGUGCGCUACUCCAGAGUCGCGCCGAUACCCUCCGGCCGAGAGAAUACGAACGAGACAUUGGUUAUGAUGUAUCUUCCAACGACGAUACUAAUUGGGAUGAUGCGCUCCACCUUGCUUCAAGAAACGGCCAACAGGCUAUGGUCAAUCUACUGAUCUCAUAUGGUGCCUCGGCAUUGUACUGUAAUCGGGCUUGGGAGUGCCCCCUUUUGAUAGCAGUGCAACAAGGUUCUGAGGGAAUUAUCCGAUCGUUGCUCGACUACGAACCUUCUGCGGUUAACCUAGCAGAUAUUCAGGGACGCACAGUACUCCGUGUAGCUGUCGAGAGUGGGCGAUUCGACCUAGUGAAGCUGCUCAUUGAAAGAGGCAAAUUUCUACCUAGAAGUAGAAUUCUGAGCGACUAUCUCCUGAAGUUCGGCACCUUUUGGGUCCCAGCAAGCUUAGAAUUGGCGGACCGUGAUUACAGUAUGAUCACUGAACGCAUUCUCAUCGACGGUCAGCUCGACCUCGACGCGAGAGACGAACGAUACCGUUCCAUCUUGUGGCAUGCUGCAGCAAAUGGAAACGACACACUUGUUCAAAUGUUGCUUACUGCAAAGGAUAUCAACGCCGAUGCACAUGAUAACACAUGGACGUCACCAUUGCUUAUAGCAGCUUGGAGAGGCCACACAUCCGUGGUCAAGCUAUUGUUGGCUACAGGUCUGAUCGACAUCAAUUGGCGCAACAGUACCGGGGUCUCUACAUUGUUGAUUGCAGCCUGGUAUGGCUACAGUGAUAUAGUCGAGCUCUUGCUAGCUGCAGAUCACAUAAACGUCAAUGCAGGAGACGAGACCGGAUGUUCGCCCUUGUUGAUGGCAGUUUGGAACGGCAAUAUGUCUAUUGUCGACAUGCUUUUAUCUAAUGAACAGGUCAACGUCAACGCAAAAGACGAGCAGGGAGUGAGUCCCCUUCUAAUGGCAGCUGGAAGAGAACACCUGGGUAUAUUUGAGCUGCUGCUGGCCACAGAGAAUACCGAAAUCAACGCAACAGACAGGGACGGGGUUUCACCAUUGCAUGUAGCGGCGUGCACUGGCCAAAUCAUCAUGGCAGAGCUACUCCUUGCCGAGGAUGACGUAGACCUCAAUAUACGCGACAAGCACAAACGCUCUCCUUUACACAUGGCAGCGUGGAACGGCCACAUCGACAUCGUAGUGCUAUUCAUGGCUUCACAAGAAGUUGAUUACGAAGCGACCGAUACCAAUGGAUACACACCGGUGCACUUGGCUGCAAUAGAAGGCCACGUAUGUGUCGUUGAGAUGCUGCUCGACGCACAGGAAGAGAGCGGUCCAUGGGAUUUCUCUCCACUCCUGUGGUUGGCAGUAAGCAGGAGGCAACUUACAGUAGUGGACAUGUUACUUGUCACUGGCAGGGCAUCGGCCUUGACUCGCAAUGCGAUGGGAUACACAUUGAUAUCACACGUGAUGAUGACAGGAGACAUGGCAGUAUUCCAGCUAUUGAUCAACCAAAAUUACCAGCAGCAAUGGAACGACAAGUCAGAUCGAUCAAAACUUCAGCUACUCUAUAUUGCCAUGAGAGCAACACAGAGUAAGAACAGAGCAUUGGCACAAGAGAUGCUAGACGCUUAUGAGGAUGGGGAUGAGAUUGGCGUAAGAUCCACGAUGGACGUUGCCUGCACACCAAUUUCACGUCCAAUAUGCCUUGGGUACGCAGAGACCGUACGGAGACUGCUGUUUUCUGGCAAGAUCGACGUUGAUGCCAGAGACAUCCAUGGACGAACACCACUGUGGUGGGCAGCAAGGAGCGGAUACAUGCGUGUGUAUGAGCUCAUACGCUCUUAUACAUCAAGGCGACUUGAUUCCAGUGUCAUGAUCAGAUCAGAAGAUGAGACCAGUGAAGUGGACGUGCCAGAACCUGACGCCUUCGGCAACGCCAGUUACGAUCCUCACAUGGCGGUUCGUCACAGUAAGACCGAUCAGCGGAUCUCCUCACUUCAUUGCGAAUAUAGGAUCAAAGACGAAAAUGGUGACAAACACAGUGAGGAACAGGAAGACGAAGACCAAGGUAGAGCUGAAGACGAAGGUGAAGGCAUGUAUGAGAACUCAAAUGGAUAUGGAGACGUGGAAACAGAUUUUGCUCUUCUCAUGAAGCAACUGGAGACUUUGAGAAAUCAAUCUCAGGGGAAUAUUCCCUCCAGAUAUAUUUCUGAUUGAUCUUGGGCUUCUGAAGUUGAGAAUGGGGCAAUUCGUCUGAAUGUGCGUCGGAUGCGUGUGUCAGAUAUGGCGAUGGUGCUCUCUUGGUGGGCAGCUAGUUGACGGAUAACAACAAUCUUAGUGAAGUAAAGCUUCUGGGAAUUGGUGUCCUCUUUAAAUUUUGUCAUCUGUUUCAAUGAU
Messenger RNA from Boeremia exigua, 4946 nucleotides. Its product is annotated as ankyrin repeat-containing domain protein. Gene Ontology annotation, molecular function: protein binding. The transcript has 2 exons. Bases 351 to 4766 code for a protein of 1471 amino acids. Lineage: Eukaryota; Fungi; Ascomycota; Dothideomycetes; Pleosporales; Didymellaceae. The record is from RefSeq and is a predicted model, not a curated record.